This is a messenger RNA of Tarenaya hassleriana, 1589 nucleotides long. RefSeq lists its product as uncharacterized. The transcript is spliced from 8 exons. NCBI's taxonomy places the organism in Eukaryota, Viridiplantae, Streptophyta, Magnoliopsida, Brassicales, Cleomaceae. The coding region runs from base 25 to 1242 and encodes 405 amino acids. The record is from RefSeq and is a predicted model, not a curated record.
CAGCAAAGGUUCCAUCUGAGAGGGAUGAAUACAGAGUUCCAUGCUAAACAACGGAUGAAACCAACAAGACAACCCAAACCCACCAAAACGAAAAGCUUCUUCUCUCCUGCUCCUGCUCUCCAAUUCCCAUUCUCUCUGUUCCUCGGCUGCCUCGAUUCUCCGGAAUUUCUUGGGGUUUCCGGCGUUCUCUCGCUGUUUCCGUCUCUGAAUGUGGCAGCUCCGGCGGAAAUUAGGGUUUUUUGUCGUGAGAAAAUUUUGAGUUCCGAGACCCGUUUGUCCUUUAUUGUCGCCGGUGUGAAAUUUCUGGUGGAUUCUUCAUGCCCUUUUUGGUUUUUAUUGGGUUUUGUGUCGGAGUCCAAAAGGGUUAUGAAAUCGAGCUUCUUUGAACAUGGUUUAUCGUUCCAAUCAGACGCCGGAAACAGCUCGGCGGUUGUGAUUCCGAUUGAAAGUUACUGUCCAUCGAGCACUAGCACGAUUGGUGAAGUUUUUCCUGGGAUUUCUGGUAUGAACACUACAUCUGGGUUUCUUUCAGCUGGUAAUUAUUCGUCUUCGGCUUCGGUUUCGGGUGUUCUUGAUUCGGUAUCUGGACUCAAGCAUGAAGCUUCCGCGGUUAUGGAUUGGGCUGUAGGGGAGCAGUAUUUGUUGGAGAAAGGCCUUGAAAUAUACAAAGAUGAUUCGAAGAUUAUGAAGUAUAUAAAGAUUGCGGCAACAUUACCAGAUAAAACUGUACGUGAUGUAGCAUUGAGGUGCAGGUGGAUGCAAAGAAAACGAAGGAAAGGGGAAGAACAUAGUUCCGCCAAGAAGAUUAGCAACAGGAAGGAUAAGCCGGUGGAUUCAUCUCCAACUCUGAAGCUGAACAAGCUCCCAGAUAUGCCACAACAAAAUGCUGCCUUUGCUUCAUUCAUGAACAGUAUGUACCACAGCGUACGAUUGCCUUGUGAAGGUCUAAGUGAGAUGGCGAUUGAUCUUCUACAGCAGAAUAAACUAGCUUUCAGUCAAAUAUCUCACAACAUUUCUGCAUGCAAGCUACGGGAUAACAUCAAUCUCUUUUCUCAGGCAAGAAAUAAUAUCAGUGCCAUCCUGAAUGACAUGAGGGAGAUGCCCGGAAUCAUGAGCCGGAUGCCGCCUCUACCCGUGUCAAUUAACGAGGAUCUUGCGAGCAGUAUUCUGAUGAGUACAACACAACCAGUCACAUACACCGUGCCCGCGAGCAUCCGUCUGAAGCAGGAGCCAAGGAGCUGAUGGAUAACACAAGAGGUAGUUCGCCAAAAAGGGCAUGACCCUUGGCAGAGAAUGUUGGCCCUAAGCUGCUACAACGGGAAUUCUUGUCGGACAGCGAGAUUUGGCGGUGGAAAAACGUGUUCGACCGACGCAAGCUUUGCCACAGGUUUCACCCUUGGCAUCUCGAAAUCGAUUAUUUUAGAUGCUUAUCUAAAUUUUAUAGAUUUGGGCAUGACAGCCCAGCUGUUGUAGAUAUUUCAAUUACAUGUUUUAUGUGCCUUCAAAUCCUCCUGUAGUAUGCAAAUGUGUGUUGUAGGGUUAAAUAAAAGUCAAUAAAAUAAGAGAAAUAUAAUGUGCCCUUAUAAGGA